AUGUUUCUUGAUUCUGGUGACUUUCAUGAUGCUUCUAAGGCAAAAAUUAAUGUUCUUGAGGCUCUUAAUUUGAUAUCUUCAGCUUGGGACAGUGUCGACCGAAAGUGCAUAAUCAAUGGAUUCAAUAAAGCAGGAUUUUCAAUAUCGGAGGAGGAGAGCGCUGUUGUUUUGGAAGGAGAACAAGAAGGUAGCGUGUCUGUAGUUGAGGACCUUCCGGAAGUCGAUGAUGCCUACAUCGACUGUGACACAGAUAUCAUUACUUCAGAAAUCCUUUUCAUAAGUGAUUUGAUGCCUGAUUCCGACGAUAGUGCUGAUGACGAUGAAAUAACAGAAGACGUGCCAACAGCUUAUCAAGCGAUACAAAGCAUAAAAACUCUAAAACAAUUUUUACUUCCAAAUGUAAAUCAAGAAGCAAAUUUGCAAAAACUUGUUAGUAUUGAGCGAGCCGUAUACGAAAUUGUAGCUAGACUUUAUUUAUAA
Messenger RNA from Parasteatoda tepidariorum (common house spider), 480 nucleotides. RefSeq lists its product as uncharacterized. The record is from RefSeq and is a predicted model, not a curated record. Lineage: Eukaryota; Metazoa; Arthropoda; Arachnida; Araneae; Theridiidae.